AUGAUUUUGAAUGUUUUGGGCUAUCAAAGCUCUCGUGAGGUAAAAAUAGAGUCUAGCAGAGAAGAGUCUGGAAGAGAGGAGGAGGACCUUUUGGAGAGAAGUGUUAAGAAAGCUAAGGAAGGUGAGAAUGAAGAUGAAUCUAUGGAAGAGGGGAAUCUGGAUAAAGCGAACAGUAGGCUAGCGGCGGAUACAACGAAGGACUCUCAUACUCCUAAAGCGGAAGGGAGGAAGGUAGUCUCUUACAAAGAUAUGGCCCUCCAACUGAACGAAGAGGACAAUGGAUUCCAAAGUGACGAGGAGGACUGGAUGACUAUCCAGAGAAAGGAGGAGGAAGAUGAGGAGGUUACAGAAGAGGAGCCCCUGUUCAUCAGGACAACCCUCUCUGCCCAGUCUAUCACUUCUCCAAAAAAUAGCAUAAAGAAGAUUGCAAGAGGUGGAGAUCAGAUAUAA
Molecule: messenger RNA, 450 nt
Organism: Gastrolobium bilobum
Lineage: Eukaryota; Viridiplantae; Streptophyta; Magnoliopsida; Fabales; Fabaceae
Exons: 1
Coding region: 1-450 (149 amino acids)
Source: RefSeq, a predicted model, not a curated record